Cyclospora cayetanensis is the source of this 420-nucleotide messenger RNA. RefSeq lists its product as uncharacterized. NCBI's taxonomy places the organism in Eukaryota, Apicomplexa, Conoidasida, Eucoccidiorida, Eimeriidae. The transcript is spliced from 3 exons. Bases 1 to 420 code for a protein of 139 amino acids. The record is from RefSeq and is a predicted model, not a curated record.
AUGGGGUUCGAUCGUUAUCGGAGGGAGGAUUCUUCACAUCCCAAUUAUCGGUUUUUCCCCAAUAGAUCACGAGCCCAAACGAGGAUCCUCUCGUGGGCUUGCCUGGGUGUUGGUUGUUUUCUCACGAUCUUCUUCCUAAAAACAUUCGAGCAAAACAACGAAAGGCUUAAAGAAUAUUACCAGCAACUUGCUACCAAAAAUCCGCACGCCACAGCACAGGCCCAGGCCCGCAGAGCAGAUCUCAAUCUUCCGCGAAGGCCCAGGGUCCCUCUGAACAUAGAAGACGAGGACACACAAGUUUCCAUGGACGACAUUGGGGCCCUUUUCGGCGGUAGAGAAGGCCCAUGCGGUCGUGCGGGAUCGUUUGUAAAAGGCACAGGGCCUUCAGUCACACUUAGGGACGGUUUUCCGAGACGUUAA